Molecule: messenger RNA, 3381 nt
Organism: Penicillium cataractarum
Lineage: Eukaryota; Fungi; Ascomycota; Eurotiomycetes; Eurotiales; Aspergillaceae
Product: GTPase-activating protein
Exons: 3
Coding region: 1-3381 (1126 amino acids)
Source: RefSeq, a predicted model, not a curated record
AUGAUCUCGCUAUCCUCUUUUGUUCAAAAGGCCUCGUCGCUGAUUGACCCGGCCAACUUCAACAUUCCUUCCCUUUCCUCCAACGACAACAAUCCUUCCAAGGCUUCACUAUUCCGCCAACAGUUCCGCCUACCCGACUCCCAAAACCCUUUGCAGGAAAUUACAGCUGAACUUAUCCUCCCUCUACCGACUUCUUCCUCUGAUUCUGCAGAUGGUGCCCGCCGGGUAGACCGGCCUGGUAAUCGAUAUACCGGUCGGUUGCACCUUAGUGAGCGAUUCAUCUGCUUCUCGACACAACCGACCAGUUUCAUACCCUCGUCGACAUUGAGCGCUUCAACAAGUUGGACCGGACAAACGCAUGGCACAGGGCCGUCUGGUAAUGGCUUCACUUUGCCGCUCUCCUCCAUCCGCCGUGUUGAACGACUCCACAGUGCCCGAGACGUGUUCUCCUUGGCAUUGACAACAUGGAAUGGAUUGCUGAACAAGCAGCAAGAGCCCAACUUCGCCCCACAGCGACUCAUUCUCCAGCUAGUCGGUAGCAGGCAGGCCUGCGAAAGAUUCUGCGAUUGCCUGAAGAAGGGUCUUCGGGAAGGUAUGAAGGAGGUUGAUAAUCUUAGAAGCGUUGUUACAGACUGCUACUCCGAAUACUUGCUUUCCGGUGCAAAGGCGAAAGACGCAAAUGAUGGCGAAGGGCGGCAGCCUCCAGAUGCCGGGCUGGGUAUGCUCUUCCGCUAUCCUGGCGAUGCUCGGAAACUUCGAGAUCGCAGCAAGAUGAGACUCUGGGGUGAAUACUUCCGAGAAAAUGGCCGUAACUCCACCCUUGUUCGGCAACCAACUUUCCACAAGCUUAUCCGAGUUGGUUUGCCAAAUCGGUUACGAGGAGAGAUUUGGGAGCUCACGGCGGGUUCAAUGUUUCUUCGUAUCCGGUCACCCAAGCUCUACGAAGAGACACUCACCAAGUUUGACGGUCAGGAAUCUCUGGCUAUCGACGAAAUCGAGAAGGAUUUGAACCGCAGUCUACCCGAGUAUCCGGGCUUCCAGAGUGAAGAGGGAAUUGGGCGACUGCGGCGAGUCCUGACUGCUUAUAGCUGGACCAAUGCCGAAGUUGGCUAUUGUCAAGCCAUGAACAUUGUUGUUGCUGCAUUACUGAUAUAUAUGUCCGAAGCCCAAGCCUUUUUCCUCCUCUCCGUCCUGUGUGAUCGCCUCCUACCAGGCUACUACUCCACUACAAUGUACGGAACUCUGCUCGAUCAAAAGGUCUUCGAGUCCCUCGUAGAGAAGACCAUGCCCGUUCUUUGGGAACACCUCGCCAAAUUCGAUGUACAGCUUUCCGUUGUGUCUCUUCCCUGGUUCCUCUCUUUGUACAUCAACUCGAUGCCUCUCGUCUUUGCUUUCCGUGUGUUGGACGUUUUCUUCCUUGAAGGCCCCAAGGUCUUGUUCCAAGUUGGCCUCGCCAUUCUUCGCAUCAACGGCGAGGAGCUUCUCGACAUUCAAGAUGACGGAUCGUUCAUCUCCGUGCUCAAGUCAUACUUCUCUCGCCUUGACGAGUCAGCUCAUCCCAGAUCGGAGAACCCUAAGCUUCGCGCUAUCACCAGAUUCCAGGAACUGAUGGUGGUUGCUUUCAAGGAGUUCUCCGGCAUCACGCAUAGCACGAUCACUGAGCAGCGUGAGAAACACAAAGACGCCGUUUUGAACAACAUUGAAAGCUUUGCUAAGCGUACUUCGAUUCGUAAUCUCGGCCCUGAGAGCAAGCGCCUGAGUGUGGAUGAUCUCGGCACGAUCUACGACCGCUUCUACGAGACCUUGUACCAGUGGCAACAACAUCAACAAGUCGCCGAGGAAGAGCGAAUCCGCCAGGAGAAGAAGAAAUCAGAACGGCAAUCCGUUCUCGGACCGCCUGUAGAUAGGCAGGUCGGCCGAGUGGGUCUUGGACCUAGCCCUACUCACAUGGACUAUGAUGCUUUCCGAGAGUUCUUGGCUGCGACCUCCAAGUGGGCUGUUUCUGACUCUCCUGCUCCCGCUAGAAAGGAAUCGUCAUCUUCAGGAUACGGCAGUCUCCGAGGCAAUGGCAAGUCCUUGUUGUGGGCCAACCGACGCCAACCUGCCGACCAUGAGUUCAUGCAACGGCUGUAUCGCAAGUGGGCUACUGACCCCGAAGAGGGACUGAGUCUACAGAACGUGGUAAAUGGCUUGGCACGUCUCAAGGGAGCGCCGGAUAUCAUGAACAACAUCAAUUACUUCUUCACUCUCUACGAUGAUAGUGGCAACGGCCAAGUUGACCGAGAGGGUAUCCUCAAAAUGUCCGAGGCACUACUUUUCCUUUCUCGCCGUGGGUUUGAGGGAACCAUCACUGCUACCCAGUCCCUGGAGGAUCUGAACAGCCCCCGAGGCAGUGAGCAGGCUGAACAAAACAGGCUGACCACCGAUGAGAAAUUCCUGGGUAGUGUCAGCGCGUUCAUUCGUCGCUGCUUCGAAUAUGCUGAUCCCAGUCAUCCCGAUAAUCAGAAGGCUGCCUUCUCAGACAGCACCACCGAAGUAACCGAGAAACUCGAUUCUUUUGCAAUUGGUGAUGACGAGGAGGACCUCAUUGAUGUGAACGAUGACGAAGAACCGAAAGCAUCAUCGGCUGCAGUAUCCUCGCCCCACCCAACGGAGUCGAGUCAGCAGGGCCGACCAAGAUCCGAGUCUGCCAACCCAGCUCUAGACCCGAACAACCCACUUCACAUCACUCUCCCUACCUUCCGAAUGGUUGUCCUGGCUGACGAGCUCCUGGAACAAUUCUUCGAGUCUUAUUUCCCACAAUCCUUCCAUCUCUCCGAUCAUCCCCACCCCGCCUCCCUCGCCGCCUCUUCCUCGCUCUCCUCCAACCUGACCACUUUCUCAAAUAUCGGUCACGCCCGUUCCUCCGCAUCAGUCGUCGCAGGUGCACCCGUCGCCGGUGCCUCCGGAGGUAUCGUUCCACCCGGUAAGGGUCUUCGUGGCGUCCUCGACAACAUCGUCACGGACGGUAUCCGCAUGGCCGCUGAAGUCAAGAAACGCAUGGACGACGCCCAGCGCGAGCUGGAGCGCAACGCCCUGGGUGGCCGCGACGAAGAAGAUGACGAGGACGAGGAUGACGACUAUCCCUCUCGUCAAGGCGCAUCUGCUGCCGCCAUGGCAGGUGGUAUCUCUAGCUGGGGCGCCGGCGCGUACGGUGCAGACCCCGAGCGUCGCAGUGUGCGUGAAGCCGAUCGUGACCUCCUGGAAGGUGCCGAGGCCGAAGUCAUUAGCAUUCGUGCCCCUAAGGAGGAAGCAGCAAGCCAGAGCAAGCAUAGGGCGAAAUCGCCUGCAUCAGCACAUGAUCCGGAGAUCGUUAGUGAGGUUGUCGAGUUUGAGUCCUGA